AUGAUAGAAGAAGCUUGGUAUCAAGUUGGAGAAGAAGAAUUAUUGACUCCCAGUUGUACUAAUAAUUUAUUUGAAAUACAAAUUCUGCCUAAGUCUAAUGGAAAGCGAAAGCAAGACAAUGUAAAGCCUCCUCAAAGCUAUGAAACAGAAAAUUGCAAUGACUCUUCUACUGGCAAACCUUUAAGUCUUGUUUGCCCAUCAAGCAGUUGUUUUUAUGUAUUAAAUUCAAUUGAAGAAUUAUCAACUCAUGUCGCAACAUUUCACAAAUUUUCUUGCAACAUUCCUAAUUGCAGCUUUACAACUACAUGCCUGUGCAAGCUUUCAGACCAUAUAAAGAAAUCCCAUCAUAAUUACAAAAAAUUGCCAGUUGUCCCAGCAUCAAGUAUAUCAAAGAUGUGUCAUGAAUCUAAGCAUAAAAAUCCAGAGCUUCCUGCGAAAAGAAGUAUCAACUUAGAGAGCCAUGCAACGGAGAUACUGAAUGGAUAUUUCUCUAACCAAAUAAAUGUGACUGACAUAAAUGAUCCUUUAAGCUUAAAGAAGAGGAAAUAA
This is a messenger RNA of Blepharisma stoltei, 549 nucleotides long. The record is from the annotation of a GenBank genome assembly. Lineage: Eukaryota; Ciliophora; Heterotrichea; Heterotrichida; Blepharismidae.